AACACAUUCGAGCACACACACAACACAAACAGUAUCGCGCGCGCUUGGUGCGCUUAGGGUUUAUUGUGACUAUUUCGUUAAAACAUUUUCAUUUUGUUGCAUGAAAAGUGAAUCUAUCAAGCAUUGGGGACGGUAAAAACCAUGAACAGUGCCGCGAAACGCCGCUCUGGUGCGGAUGGGGCAAACAAAGCCGCCGCACCGCAGCAAGCACCGGAACCGAUGGACGCCGACGCCGCCGAUGAUGAUGCGUUGAUGUCGGAAGAUGAGGAGGGGGGUACGCGUAUCGGCGGCAUCUACAUACCGCCACCAGUUCCCCCGUACUGUUCAACGGAAUGCAAAGGGCCACGCUUGAUCAUCGAGCGCAUCACGAACUACAACUUCAAGAGCUAUGCCGGGCACGUCAUGCUGGGACCGUUCCAUCAACGGUUUUCCUCCAUCAUUGGCCCGAACGGUAGUGGCAAAAGUAACGUAAUCGACUCGAUGCUGUUCGUGUUCGGCUACCGGGCCCAGAAGAUCCGUUCGAAGAAGCUCUCCGUGCUGAUGCACAACUCAGCGAAGCAUCCGAACACGAACAGCUGCACGGUCGGAGUGCACUUCAAGCAGAUCGUCGAUCGCGAGGAUGGUUCCUUCGAUGAGGUACCGAACAGUGCGUUCGUGGUCGCACGAACGGCAUUCCGGGACAACAGCUCCUACUACACGAUCGACAAUAAGCGGGUACAUUUCAAGGAGGUGUCGAAACUGCUCAAACAGCACGGCAUCGAUCUCGACCACAAUCGGUUCCUCAUCCUGCAGGGUGAGGUAGAGUCGAUUGCCAUGAUGAAGUCGAAGGCACAGACGGAGAACGAUUGCGGGCUGCUGGAAUACCUGGAGGACAUUGUCGGUACGACGCGGUACAAGGUGCCGCUGCUGAAAAUAAACGAGCGAGUCGAUGCGCUGAACGAAGAGCGCACGGAGAAGCACAACCGGUGCAAGUUGGCCGAGCGCGAAAUGAAGGACCUCGAGAAGCCGAAGACGGAAGCGGUCGAGUAUUUGAAGCAGGAAAACACGCUGACGCGCACACGCAACCAGCAGAUUCAAAAGUAUCUGUGCGAGCAGAAGCGCAAGAUCGGUGAGUUCGAGGUGGAGCGGGACCAGGCGGCCGGAAUACUUGCCAAGCACGAUGAAACGUAUGACGCGCUGAAGGCGGAGCGCAUCGAGAAGGAGAAGCUGGUGAAAGAGGAAAUCAAGCAGUACGAUGAGCUGGUAAGCGCGAAGGAAAGCAAAGAGUCGACGCUGAAAAACUCGCUCGACAAGUUUGCCAAGGUGCAGGCCAACAUGCGGGCGACAAACGAGCGGCGCAAGAAAACCUUGGAGCAGAUUGCGGCGGAGGAGAAGCGGCUUUUGGAGCUGCAGGACGUGCCGAAGAAAAAUAAGAAGGAAAUUGAGGAAUCGGAAGCUAAGAUAGAAUCUCUUACGCGUCAAAAGACCGAAGUGGAGGCGAAGCUGACCGCAAACCUGGCCACACUGAAGGACGAAACGAAGGUACUGCUGGAGGAGAAGGAAAAACUGCAGACCGAGCUGAUCGAGCUAAAGCGUGCGGUCGAUGAGAGCAAGUCCGCCCUGUCGAUCGCCGAAUCGGAGCUGAAGAUCUGCCAGCACGAUGAAGUGACGGAACGGCGCAAGCUCGAAUCGCUGCGCUACUCGUACGAAGAGACGGAGAAGGAUCUGGAAGAGAAGCGUGCCCGUCUGCAGACGCUCGAGGAAGCGCUGCCCGUGACGCGCACCGAGCUAGAAACGGCCAAACAGAAGCUCCAGGAAAACACCAACGAGGAGAGGGAACUAACACAAACACUGCGAGCGGUGCAGGGCAAGCUGCAGGAAUCGAUGGCCGCAAUGCAGUCGACACGGUCGCAGGGUAAGGUGCUGGAUGCGCUGAUGCGCCAGAAGAACGAAGGACGCAUCCCGGGCAUCCUAGGGCGGUUGGGAAACCUGGGUGGAAUCGACGCCCGGUACGACGUUGCCAUCUCGACGUGCUGCGGUACGCUGGAUCACAUCGUAGUGGAAACCAUCGACACGGCCAAGGCGUGCAUCGAGUUCCUGAAGCAACACGACAUUGGUCGGGCAUCGUUCAUUGCACUGGAGAAAAUACAACAGUACGAGCGGAAUUGUCACACCCGAAUCCAGACACCCGAAAAUGUGCCCCGUCUGUUUGAUCUGAUUCGCGUUGAAGAUCAACGUGUACUGCCCGCGUUCUACUUUGCGCUGCGCGACACACUGGUGGCCGAAAAUCUCGACCAGGGACAGCGAAUUGCGUACGGACGGCAACGAUUCCGCGUGGUCACGAUCGGCGGUGACGUAAUAGAAACGUCCGGUACCAUGUCCGGUGGUGGCCGUUCCCAGCAGCGUGGACGCAUGGGCACCUCGGUACAGACGAAGACGUCCGCCAGUGAACCGGCCGGUGCAUCGAGCCGCGAGAUCGAGCAGAUGCAGAUCCGGGCGCAGGAAAUCCAAACGCAGAUCAACUAUCUGCAGGAGCAGCAGGGCGAGCUGGAAGCUACCAUUCAGCGGCUGACGGCAAAGCUCAAGCAGCAGGAAAUGGAGCUGAAGCGAAUGCACAUGGAUGUGGCGAGCCUGACGCAGCAGAUGCCACGGCUGAAGGAGCAGGUCGACUGGCAGGCGGAGCGUGUCGCCCGCACCCACUCGGAUCCGGAAAAGGUGCGCGCUUUGGAGGCGAAGGUAGCGGAAUGCAAGCAAGCGUUCGACAGCUCGUCCACCAAGGCGGACGCGAUGCAGAAAAACGUCGACCGGUACACGGAGCAGAUCAACGAAAUCACCAACAGCAAGGUGAAGGUGCUGCAGACGAAGAUAAACGGUCUCGGCAAGCAGAUCGACAAACUGUCCGCCAACAUAUCGAAGCUGACCGUGGAGAUCAAAACGUCCGAGCGCAAUGUGCAAAAAUCGAAGGACAAAAUCAACAGCAUGGAGGACGAGGUGGAGGCAGCCCAGUCCGCGAUCCGUAAGGGCAACGAUGAGCGUACCCAGCUGGAGGAGGAAGCAAACAAGCUGCGCGAAGAGCUGGAGGAGAUGAAGCUGGCCAUCGAAAAAGCGCACGAAGGUUCGUCCAGCAUCAAGAAGGAAAUUGUGGCGCUGCAAAAGCGCGAAGCGGAGGGCAAAAUGAAGCGGCUCGAGUUCGAGCAGAUUCUGCAAACGAUCGAAACGAAGCUGCAGGAAACGAAGGACACACUGCCGCACUGGCGGGACAAGCUCAAGCCGCUCAAGCUGCACGAAAUCCCGGAAGAACCACCGCAAGAGCCGCUGAAAGAGUACACCGAGGAAGAGCUGGACAGUUACAAGCUGCCCGACCUGCAGUACCAGAUCUCCAUCCUGGAGGAAAAGCUGAACGCGAACAAGCCAAACCUCUCCGUGAUCGAUGAGUUCCUGAAGAAGCGGGAAGCGUAUCUGAUGCGUGUCGCCGUGCUGGAAGAAAUCACCGCCAAGCGUAACGAGAUGCGCCAGCUGUACGACGAUGUGCGCAAGAAGCGGUUCACCGAGUUUAUGCGCGGCUUUCACAUCAUCACCAAGAAGCUGAAGGAAAUGUACCAGAUGAUAACGCUCGGCGGCGAUGCCGAGCUGGAGCUGGUCGAUUCGAUGGACCCGUUCAACGAGGGCAUCGUGUUCAGCGUACGGCCUCCGAAAAAGUCGUGGAAAAUGAUUUCCAACCUUUCCGGGGGCGAGAAAACGCUUUCCUCGCUGGCGCUCGUGUUUGCGCUGCACUACUACAAACCGUCGCCACUGUACGUGAUGGAUGAGAUCGACGCGGCGCUAGACUUUAAAAACGUAUCAAUCGUUGCGCACUACAUUAAGGAACGUACCAAGAACGCACAGUUUAUAAUCAUUUCGCUGCGUUCCAACAUGUUUGAGCUGUCGGACUAUCUGGUGGGCAUUUAUAAGGUGAAGGAUUGUACCGACUCCGUCACGAUCAAGAACGAUCCCAUGAAGACGUCGGGUUCGACGCAGCAGCAACAGCAAAUGGAAAGACAGCAGUUCGGUUUCGGCAACAAUGAUAAUCUGCCGGGUGUGGAAGAAGUAGCGGCUGAAUUAGAAAAUCCGACCGAAGCUGAAGUAGCGGCGAAUGUAGAAAAUCAGAGGGAAGAUGAAGUAGCCGCGAAUGUAGAAAAUCCGAAGGAAGCUGAAGUAGCAGCGAAUGUGGAAAAUCAGAACGAAGACGAAGUACAACCGAUGGAAGUGGAAGAGGAGAGAGAUGAGGGAGUAGCAGCAGAUGAUCCAGAAUGAGUUGUGUGAGAAACAUUAGCUAUAGUACCUACAUUUAUCUAUUUUCCAUUAGAUAAGUUUAACACCACUGUACACAAUAAAACUGUUUUAAUGUAUUCGUUAAA
Molecule: messenger RNA, 4376 nt
Organism: Anopheles coluzzii
Lineage: Eukaryota; Metazoa; Arthropoda; Insecta; Diptera; Culicidae
Gene: glu
Product: structural maintenance of chromosomes protein 4
Exons: 4
Coding region: 142-4272 (1376 amino acids)
Biological process (GO): mitotic chromosome condensation
Cellular component (GO): chromosome
Molecular function (GO): ATP hydrolysis activity; ATP binding; protein binding
Source: RefSeq, a predicted model, not a curated record